AUGGCACCUAGUUUUGAUUACUUGGCAUCAAGUUUACUUUGUGCAGAAGAUAAUGAUGGUAUUUUUGAUGAUGAUUGUGAUGAUUUGUUAUGGGAUCAUGAAAACAAUCAAAAUCAAAUAUUUGUCAAAAAUCUUGAAACUCAAGAUUUCCCUUUGCAAAGUGAUGAAAGUUUGAAUUUAUUGAUUGAAAAAGAAUGUGAACAAUUUGUUGGAUUUUUUGAUUAUUUGAAUAAAUUGAAAAAUGGUAACUUGGAUUUGGUUGCUAGGCAAGAGGCUGUUGAUUGGAUUUUAAAGGUUCAUGAUCAUUUUAAUUUUGGGCCUCUAUGUGCAUAUUUAGCAAUUAAUUAUUUGGACAGAUUUCUUGCUGUUUAUGAAUUACCGGCCAAAGCAUGGAUGAUGCAAUUGUUAGCAGUAUCUUGUUUAUCAUUAGCAGCAAAAGUGGAAGAGACUGAAGUACCAAGCAUACUAGAUUUGCAGGUUGGUGGAUCAAGAUUCUUAUUUGAAGCAAAAACCAUUCAAAAAAUGGAACUACUUGUGUUGACAACAUUGAAAUGGAGGAUGCAUUCAGUGACUCCUUUCUCUUUUAUUGAUGAUUUUCUUGUGAAAGUCAAUGGUGGUCAACCCAUUUCAAAAUCUUUGAUCUUGACAUCAACCCAACUCAUUUUAUGCUUAGUUAAAGGAGUUGAGUUUUUGGAGUUUAGACCUUCUGAAAUAGCAGCAGCAGUGGCAAGCUAUGUGAUGGUAUCAGCUCAAAUUUCUCCCCUUGACCAUUUUGUUCAAGAGGAGAGGGUUCUUAAAUGCAUAGAUUUCUUGAAAGAGCUAAAUGGUAAGUGUACAAGUAGCUUAAGGAAUAGCACAUUGACAUCAAUGCCAAAAAGUCCAAUUGGUGUGUUGGAGGCUGCAUGUUUUAGCAAUAAAACUGAUGAAUCAACAGUUGAGUCAUGUCUUAGCUCUGCCAAAAAGAGAAGACUUGACAAUACAUGCUUUAAGUUGGAGAAUUAGUUUACUUUUAGUAUGCAAUAAGUUGGAUGGAUUUUUUUUUUAUUUGGUAAGCUUAGUAUUUAGUGUGAUUUAAGUUCCAAGAUAAUGGAAGAAAAAAAAAGAAAAGUGUUGAGCUUUAAGCUGUUAAAUAUUAGACUUCUUAGCAGCUUGGGAGAAGAGAGUUUAGACUCAGAUUGGAAGAUUACUUUGGAAAUAUACGAUGAGUUAUGUAUUUUUCGGUAGAUAUGGUUUAUGGUACACCUUAUAUAAGUACAA
Messenger RNA from Erigeron canadensis, 1257 nucleotides. Its product is annotated as cyclin-D4-1-like. Gene Ontology annotation, biological process: mitotic cell cycle phase transition; regulation of cyclin-dependent protein serine/threonine kinase activity. The record is from RefSeq and is a predicted model, not a curated record. Gene Ontology annotation, cellular component: nucleus; cytoplasm; cyclin-dependent protein kinase holoenzyme complex. The transcript is spliced from 6 exons. NCBI's taxonomy places the organism in Eukaryota, Viridiplantae, Streptophyta, Magnoliopsida, Asterales, Asteraceae. Gene Ontology annotation, molecular function: cyclin-dependent protein serine/threonine kinase regulator activity. The coding region runs from base 1 to 1002 and encodes 333 amino acids.